Molecule: messenger RNA, 1406 nt
Organism: Capsella rubella
Lineage: Eukaryota; Viridiplantae; Streptophyta; Magnoliopsida; Brassicales; Brassicaceae
Product: cyclin-D5-1
Exons: 5
Coding region: 333-1316 (327 amino acids)
Biological process (GO): regulation of cyclin-dependent protein serine/threonine kinase activity; mitotic cell cycle phase transition
Cellular component (GO): cyclin-dependent protein kinase holoenzyme complex; nucleus; cytoplasm
Molecular function (GO): cyclin-dependent protein serine/threonine kinase regulator activity
Source: RefSeq, a predicted model, not a curated record
UCUCUCCUCACUCUCACCCCUCUCUCCUCUCUCUCCCACUCUCUCUCUCUCUCUCUCUUUUCUUUGUUUUUUCGUCACUCCUCUAAAAUCCCAAAUCGAGUUAUGGAAAUAUCAAAUACUUCGAAGAUUUAGCACCCAACAAAAAAAAAAAAAAAUCCUAAAUUCACUGCGAUAACAAAGCAGCUCUUCUGAUAUUACAAAAACAAAAGAAUAGGGAAGUUUCCAUUUUUAUAAAUCCCAUUGAUGUGUACGGACACACCACCGAAGAAGACUUGUUCUAUCUCCUCCUCCUCCGCCGCCGUCGUCUUCUUCAUCAUCGCCGCCGCCUUUAAAUGGGUGAGCCCAGUGACAGCAUCGCUCUCUCUAAUCUCCUUCUCUGCCACGAAUCCGAGUCUUCUCUAAACGAAGACGACGAGAGGAUUGAGAGAUCUGAGCAAGAAGCUCACUUUGCUACUACGAUCGAUGAUGAAGAUUAUGUGGCAGAGCUUGUUCGUAAAGAGAAUCAGAGAUUCGAUACCCAACCCAGUAAAACGUCGUCGUCUCUCGAUAGAUUGGUUGCAAUCAAUUGGAUUCUCACUACAAGAACAAGAUUCGGAUUCCAACAUCAAACAGCUUACAUUGCAAUCUCAUACUUCGAUCUGUUUCUCCAUCGAAGAUUCAUCGGUCUGCAGAGUGAUGAAUCAUGGGCGAUUCGAUUGUUAUCAGUAGCUUGUUUAUCCUUAGCUGCUAAAAUGGAGGAACGGACUGUUCCUGGACUGUCACAAUACCCGCAAGAUCAUGACUUUGUUUUCAAACCCGAUGUGAUUCGCAAAACUGAAUUGUUGAUCCUAUCGACAUUGGAUUGGAAGUUGAACUUGAUCACUCCUUUUCACUACUUGACCUACUUCGUUGCUAAAAUCUCUCCGGACAAUAACAACCAAUCUGUUUCUAAAGAGUUGGUCUUGUUAAGAUCCUCUGAAUCUCUUCUUGCUCUAACUAAAGAGGUAAGGUUUACGGAUUAUAGACAGUUCGUUGUUGCUGCUGCUACUACAAUGUUAGCUUCUUCUUCUACUUCAUCGGUUAUUAGAUUAACGAGAGAGGAAAUGGCCAACAAGUUUGGAUCCAUCUCUUGGUGGACGUCUACUGAGAAUGACAAUGUAUAUUUGUGUUAUCAGAAAAUGCUAGAGAUUGAGGAGAGGAAACAUAUGACACCACCACCGCAAACAGCGGUUUCCCGCGAUAUACAACCGCCGGCAUCAGGAAGCGGCGCUAAACGCCGAUUGUCUUUCGAUGAUUCUGAUCAAACUGAUCCAGCCAAGAGAAUCCGUAGGCUCUGAGGAGAAGAGAGUUUUCUUUCUUCUUGGAGUUUUUGCCUUAUAUUGAUUUGGUUUCUCUUUUUCUUCUUCUUUUUGGCAACAUAUUUAUUU